Dermacentor silvarum is the source of this 648-nucleotide messenger RNA. RefSeq lists its product as uncharacterized. Gene Ontology annotation, cellular component: membrane. The coding region runs from base 1 to 627 and encodes 208 amino acids. The record is from RefSeq and is a predicted model, not a curated record. Gene Ontology annotation, biological process: transmembrane transport. Gene Ontology annotation, molecular function: transmembrane transporter activity. NCBI's taxonomy places the organism in Eukaryota, Metazoa, Arthropoda, Arachnida, Ixodida, Ixodidae. The transcript has 5 exons.
AUGAUCCUGGCGGUUAGGCCGGCGUUUAUUGCAGGCACCGCGUACACCGCCAUUUUCGGGAACCUCAUAAGCUUCAACACGGUGCCCGCGCGCAACGCCGUCCUGGUCAACCUCGGCUGCGACGACGACCAGUGUGCCGUGAGCUGGUGGAGCUGGGCGGCCGUAGCUCUGCCCGUGGCCCUCGCGUGCUGCCUCAUCUGCUGGCUUUACGUCUGCUGUGCCAGCCUGGUCAGCUCCGACGAUGAAAUCGAGGAGCAGACGCACGCGGACAUGUCCAACUGCGCUGGUGUGCGCCUGCGCACCAUGAAAAGACGCACGGUGCGAGAGACCCUGCUCAUCUACUGGCUGAUCGGAGUACCAGUCACGUACGGGGCUUACGUCAUCCGACAUCCUGAAAGCUACUUGGAGGGGCCCCUGUUCGGGCUGUCCGUGGUCGGGAUGAGCAUGGUGCCGGGACUGACGUGCAGGCACUACUGGUCGCACCGCAUGUUCUGCUGGAGCACCAUCUGCUCUCGCAUGCCCUGGAACGUCAUCAUCAUGUUCGGCUGCGUCAUGGCUCUCACCAAGGUCGUAGAGGUAUAUGGGCAACCAGUGCUGAAGCUUCGCGUGCCCACAGCAACGCCGUAAAACGAUAGAUAGCGAGCGGUG